Molecule: messenger RNA, 3465 nt
Organism: Oncorhynchus mykiss (rainbow trout)
Lineage: Eukaryota; Metazoa; Chordata; Actinopteri; Salmoniformes; Salmonidae
Gene: ccdc120b
Product: coiled-coil domain containing 120b
Source: RefSeq, a predicted model, not a curated record
UGAUCUUUUUUGCAUGGUCUUUGAGUUCAUUAUGCAUGACAAUUAGAGGAUGUUACAGAACGUAAAGUAAACCAUUGUCAGGAAAUCAGUGGAUGGCAGACAGUAAACCUUUUGAGUGCUUGUCUAUAGGGGUAUGGUUUGUGCACACUAUUUUCUUGAAGCCCAAGUUAACUAGAGCCAGUCAUUAAUUUGAUCAACUAGCUUGAUGUUCCAUGAAAGUACUUAUAAGCUGCCGGGCAUAAGGAUAUACUUAAGGAUCUCCUUGGGUCACAGCCAAACUGACCGUCUCAGUUGGAUAGGUGAAAGUGCACAGUGGUAUACCUUGUAUCAUACACAUUGUGAUGUGUCAAUAUUUUUUUUGAACCAAUAUCAAGCGCUAGCGAUUACGAGGACAUUUUUCACUUCAAGGACCUCUUUGUAUUAUUUUUUAACUGUGCGUUGUUGAAGGGCUCGUAAGCAAGCAUUUCACUGUAAAGUCUAUACCUGAAGUAUUUGGUGCAUGUGACAACAUUUGAUUUGAAAUACAUAGAGAUCCCUUCAUGUAUUAUGGAUCAUGGGAAAACAGUAUAUUAAUUAUCUCCCUGGACAUGGGAACAUGGUCCAUACUCUUCUACUUUGAACCUACCAGAUAUCUAGUAGGGGGAGGAAUCACUGGAUUGCUUUCUCCUAUACAGUUGUUUCAGAUCGAGAUAGGGGAGCGAGCCAUCAAGGGCAGAGGGAAGGGUUUCAAAAUGGGAACACUGGGCUUGCCAUAGGAUUAGCCCCCAUGUGCUAAACUGCCCUGGGCUGUGCUGAUAAGCAUGUUAAGAUCAGUAGUUCAGGGAGGUACAAAGAGUGAGAAGAGAUCAUAUUGGAACGUCACCUGACCCUCCAACCCUCCAUAAACCCUCCACAGGGUCCAGUUGGUGGCUGGCUGGCUGUUCAGGUUUAGCUUGUUGAAUGAGGCAGACAGACCGUAAUACAUCCUGAGGACUGUAUUUCCUAACAAAAUGGCUUCCCUCCUUCUGCCGACUAAAAACACGACUUUUAGUGCACCAAUUUGCUCUUUUUGACUUCAUGUCUUUUGUGAUCUUCAUUCUUUAGAUUAGGAAAUAAUUAUAUUGUAGUGAUACAGGGAGAACAGCUAGAGCCAGAACAAGCAUAUGCCUACUUUCUCUUGGAGCCCCUUGACUCACCUAUCUCGGGCAAAACCAACAUUGGACAUUUUGAGGGCGAAUCACGGGGAUCUGGGCCUAGUCGGGUGUCUGUAGUAGUAUAUCCCUCCCGUCCGACUCAUUGAAGAACUCUUCGUCCAGCUUGAGGAUUUAACAUUAGACACUUGAAGAGAGGCAUAGUGGCUCCCCUCACUGGUGGUGGCUGGGAUCACUUUACUUUUGGGGACCAGUGGAAGACGCACAUUUCUUACUGGCUUAACAAAAAUAGAUGGCUAACCAGACACCUGGAGAACAUAUGCUUGAAGUUGCAAGUAGGUGAGGUUUUGAUUGGCUGAGGUUUGAGAAACAAGGCCUCACGAAUCAGACCACAUGGAGGUCAAAGGGUGUCUCAUCACAUCCAUGGGUGUGGGGUCUCCAGAUCAGGACAGCAAUCUGCAAGCUGAGCGCAUCUCCGCACUACAGGAGAGAAAGCAAAUCCUGGAGGACAUCCUCAGCAGCCGAAUGAGAGAGCUGAGACAAGUGUGUCUGCUGGAGGCGGAGCUGACCGGGAUGGUCCCACAUGCUUUUCCCCUGGAGACAGGAGAGAGAGCUCCUGUUGUACAGCGCAGGGCUGGACUGGCACAUUACAACACCAAGGGAGAGGAUGAGUCAGGUCAGCGAAGGCAGAUGAAAACACUCUUCAGUGGGGCUCUGUACAGACACUCAGAGUCAGACAGGAAUGUCCCCAACAGCAGGAGGACCGUCCACCGGGGAUGUCACACAGAGGACACAGUGAUGUCGGAGAGUACUAGCUCCAUGUCAGAUUCAACGUGCCAUGACAAUGAGGAGUCCUCUCCCAGUGUUGCAGAAGACCACUGCUCCAUGUCCCAGCACCGUCUGGGCAGCCCAGACCACCAGGUCUGUAGGAAACUGUCCCCAGUGGAGAUAUACUAUGAAAUGAGAACACGCCGUAACUCUGUGACCAGCUCUAUCAGCCCUAGUCAUUCUCUACCAAGGAGUGCAUCUAAUGUUGAAGGCAGAAGUGUUCCUGCUACCCCCUUCCUCGCCCGAACCGCCCCAAUCAGUGUUCAUGUCAGAUCAGAUGACUCUGGUGGGAUUUCACUAAAGCAGUGGUCUGGCAGCCUGGAUGUACCACAUAUGGAGCCCCUGGCCCAGGAAGGCUCCUCCUCGGAGCGCAGAGGCUGCCCUUACAGCUCCCGUGCCCGGCGGAGCAACAGUUCUGAGGCCCUGCUUGACCGCUCCAGUCUCCCUGAGGACCCAGCCCCCAGGAAUGGGAUGCCCCCCAGAGGAGGGCCUUACAAAAGUUCUGAGGCCCUCACUGAUGGCAAGCUGAGGCACAUCCACCUGGGCAGUCCUGAGAGACAGGAGCAGGCCAACCUGCGGCUGUCCAUGGGUGGGAGAGUAGAAGCAGCAGAAGGAGGGGGUUACAACGAGCUCCUAAUGGAUUACAUCUGGGGAAAGCAACAGAGGAUGCAAGUGCAACACCAGCUGUACCAAUCAACAGGUAGAAUCUGGCAGGACAUUUCCUCUCCUCGAUCGUCCACUGCUGCAGUGCCUCCUCACGCCAAUGGCUUCUCCCACUCCCAGGUGCAUCUUCCCAGCGCUACUCCUUCCUACAGUCCCAGAGUGAUCCAUAGCUCCCAGGCAGAGCCUCGCAGAGUCAAAGUCACCCGGACCAAGUCCUGUGGACCCUUCAUCCCCCUGCAGCAGGACGCCAUCCUGCUCUCUGCCUAUGAGUCUCCCCACCCUACCCCAAGCUCCACUACCUCCUCCAUUCCCAACCUGCACCCCUUCCAGACUGAGCUGUCCGGCCCAUCAUUCAAUCGCAGGCCUCCCCAGUUCUCUCUCCCCACCCCUGAGGACUCGACGAGGAGUCUGCAUAAAGCCUUGGCGCUGGAGGGUCUCAGAGACUGGUAUCUGAGGAACGCCCUCGGCUACCCUACCACUACAUCGAAGGGGCAUGAUGCAGGGGUCUCCCGUCUCUCAUACCCCCACCCUUUUGUGCACCAGGCUCAGUCUAUACAAGGUGAUCCACUCCAUAGGUCCCAGAUGUCUCAGUCAGCCAGCUUCCAUGGCCACCCACUGCAUGGAAGGUCAAUGGAGUUCUCACUCUAUCAAGAGCCCAUUCAUCCUCAGAUGCAAGACAUGACAACAAAGGAGCCCAGUGCUGACCCUGGCACUUUGGUCUGAUGUAGCUGAAUAUAUAUUCAAACACACACGUGCACAUACAGACAGGCAGGCAGGCAGGCAGGCAGUAAAAGGAGCUGAUAUAAGGUGACCUCACAAGCUAAGGCAGGCAGGCAGGCAGGCG